AUGCCAUCUUACUUUCAUCAUGUUGAAGAAGGAGAGAUGCUGAGAUUGGCCAACUCUCCGAGCUUUGCAUCUCGGCCGAGGUUGCCCACCAAAACUUCUAAUUUGCCUCCUCCUGUGCAGCAGAUGUUCACGGUUGCUCAUCAAAAGAUUAGUAUCGAUGUGGAUCUAGCGUCUAAUUCAAUUGAAGGAAUAACGGAACUAACUAUUGUACCACUUACCAGUAAACUAAAGGUUGUUAAGUUGGAUUGUCGUGAAAUGCAAAUCAAUGCCAUUUACAUAAAUGGAAUACGUCACCAUAAUUAUAUUCAUGACGAUUUCCUAUACUUGAACAAGAGCAAUAAUAGUGAAGGAGUAGCGCCGGGUAUGGAUGGUAUCUUUGAUAUGUAUACAGAUAAGAUCAGUAUCCACCAGACAUACCUCAUUAAACAAAAGUUGGGGUACAUGUUCCAUGAAAAUUACCAGCAUACUGAAGAAGGGGUUGAUUUGUGGUCAGAAAUACUGGGAAGUACACAAGAGCUCAAGAUUUUGUUGCCCGAAAAUAUGAAGUUUGAAUUGACGGAUCGCAGUGCAUUGAAUACGCCUCGAGGCAGUCAUGCGAAUACAAUGACGCCGUCUCAUCUAAAGUCUAAAACAACUGCGGGUGAGAUUUAUUCUCCGAUAACUAUCAAAAUUGAAUAUGAGGUAAAGAAUCCACAAAAUGGAGUGAGUUUUAUAACCAACGAUGAUAUUGAGAAAACUAAUUGGCAUGCAUAUACUACAAACACAGAAUUCAAUGUUUCAACCUCUUCAUGGGUCCCUUGUGUUGAUAAUUUAUCAAGCCGAAAUACGUGGUCCUUAGAGUUGAGCUUGCCCAGAAGUGUUCGCGACAUAGGCAAUCCUCGAAUCAUUGGCUCGAAGGAAGCUAUUAGAUACACCAAGUCGCAGUUGUACCGAGAAAAAAUUGGGAAACAAAAGGAAAGGACAAAAACUUUGAAAACGAAAAAUAGAAAAGGACAGGAAAGAAACAAGGUUGGAAAUAAAAGAAAGCGAGAUCACGACGACAAGGAGGACGAUGAUGACGAAGAGGCGGAAGAAAAAGAAGAAGAAAAAGAAGAAGAAAAAGAAGAAGAAGAAGAAGAAGAAGAAGAAGAUGAUGAUGAUGAUGAUGAAGUGGACGAUGAUGAUGAGGAGGAGGAAGAAGAACAAGAACAAGAAGAAGAACAAGAGAAUGAUGAAAACACUGAUUUGGUCGUUUGCUCGGGUGAUUCCAGUAAUGUCAAAGAAACUCCCCAUCCUAUCGAUUUAUCCAAAAAGGUUGUGUCGUGGUCUAUCUUCAACUCUGUCGCUGCUGUUCAUAUAGGGUGGGCUGUAGGGUGCUUUGAAUACUUUGUCUUGUCAGCAGGCUUGCAACACGAUGAUAACGAUGAAUCAGAAACCAGUCUCGAUAUUGACGAAGCAGAAGAAAAAGCUAAAAUAUCUACCCCAUUAACAAUCUAUUGUCUCAAAGACGACCUUGAUUUGGCAAAAACAACCUGUGCUAUUGCGCCAAGAGCGCUUGACUACUUUCUGAACGAAUUUGGUUCAUUCCCGUUUAGCUCAUAUAGCAUGGCAUUUGUUCGGUUUUCACCACAGCAAGCCAACUCCUAUGCGGGGCUAUCAAUCUUGUCAUCGUCUCUAUUAUAUCCUCCCGAUUUGAUUGAGCCCAUGUUUGUGACAACUGAUAUUCUCCUUGAGACCAUGGCAGCCCAGUGGUCUGGUGUCAAUAUUGUACCGAAUACUUUUAACGAUAUGUGGUUGACGAUUGGUAUGGCUGGUUUUAUGGCUAUAUCAUAUAUUAAACACCUCAUGGGAAGUAAUGAAUAUCGAUAUAAAAUUAAGAUGAUGACGAAACGCAUAGUCGAGGAAGAUUUCAACAAAAGACCGAUUGGUGUACCGUUUUUGAAGUUUCCGGUAUCGAAUCUUGAUUUUGAAUUUGUUAGGUUGAAAGCGCCCAUCGUUUUUUUCAUCUUGGACAACAGAAUGACCAAAACUGAUAAGUCAUUUGGUAUGUUGCGAGUCAUCCCAAAACUUUUUUUGCAGGCCAUGUCUGGUGAAUUACCAAAUGGCACUUUAAGCUGUGAUCAUUUUCAACAUGUGUGUGAGAAGGUAAACCGAAAUAAAUUGGAUGCUUUUUUUAAGCAAUGGGUCUUUGGUGCUGGAGCACCAAGCUUUGUGAUCACGCAAAGGUUUAACAAGAAAAAGGGGAUGCUUGAAAUGACUAUACGACAAGUGCAACAACACGAUAGGCGGGAGAGAAAAUUGGACAAGGAUACAUAUAUGAAUGAUGCUCUUUUUGAGUUGAAUGAUGAGCCCCUUCUGCAACGACAAAAUUUGUUUACUGGUCCGAUGACCAUUAGAGUCCAUGAAUCCGAUGGAACCCCAUAUGAACAUAUCAUUCACAUUAAAGAAGUAAAAACCACAAUUGAUCUUCAGCUAAAUAAAAAAGUGCGGAAAAUUAAGAAGAAAGAUGAUGGUGUCGACCCGGGAAUCCCAUUUAAUCAAUUUGGCGAUGCAGUACCGGAGGAAGCAAAGAAGUUGUUUGCUUUGCAAGAUUGGGAACGGCGCGAUGAGGAGUCACUCGCGACACUGCCUUUUGAAUGGAUUAGAGGUGAUGUUGAUUUUGAGUGGAUCGCCAAUAUUGAAGUUCGUCAACCUGAUUAUAUGUUUGGGUCGCAAUUAAUAUACGAUCGUGAUGUUGAAGCGCAAUAUGAUGCAAUCCAGUACUUUGCGUCAGUAGAGAGACUCAAUACAGUGUACUGUACCGCGUUGGUUAGGACGCUUUUCGACAAGAGGUACUUUUAUGGUGUUCGAAUUGCUGCAGCCCAAGCAUUGGCUUCCCCGGCGUCAAAUCAGCAAACUAAUUAUCUUGGAAUCAAAUACUUAAUUGAAGCUUUUAAAUACUUGCACUGCUUUCCAGGCAGUUCGAUACCGAAAUCGAAUGAUUUCGCAGAUAUCCAAGCAUUUCUUAUACAAACAGCAAUUCCCGAUACUCUCAGUAGAGUCACCGACAGUGAAGGAAAAGUGCCAACAAUUGUGCGUGACCUUUUAUAUGAUUUGGUCAAGUAUAAUGACAAUUCCAUGAAUGAAUUCCAAGAUUCUCAGUACGUGAGCAAGCUAAUAUUUUCUCUCACACGAAGCGCUAUAAGUGGCUGGCGUUCCGAUAUGGUUGAUGAAAAAGAUAAGCAAUUUGCUAACAAGGUAUUUCUGGAGGUUUCAAGGCUUCAAAAACUCGAUGAAUGGCGACCAUCGCACAAUAGGAUUUUACAGGUUGCUUGUUUCAAAGCCAAAAUGAAGAUGGUUCUUGUGGGUGCGCAUUCGUUAUCGAAAGAGGACCUUUUAUUCAUGACUUUGGAUAAGCACCCAAUGGAAAGCAGAGUUCGUGCUUUCAAAGGUCUUUUGCUUAUGGGUGGUUUUGAAUCAAAAGCUUUAUUGAAUUAUUAUUUAAAGGUCACAAUACUUAAUUUCUCUCGUCCAACUUACCGCAGAAAAUUGAUUGAAACAUUGGUUGAAUCACUUGUACUUAUUGCUGUUCAUGGGAAGUUUGUUGCGAAUGAUGUUAAUGAAAAUAUUAAUAAAAGAGUUGGUGACUCCACAAAUAUUGGUGUUGAACAACUGAGUCGUAUCAUCAUUGAUGAGGGCCAAACUUCCAAUAUGAAGGCUAAACACGAUAUGAUUGCUCGAGCAACCAUCAAGGGAUCAGUUGAGUUGAUUAGGAAAGAAUUUUUUCAGAAUAACAGUCUCAAAGCAAUUAUGUGGGAGUUACUUCACACUUCGCUUUUGAGUGCUUAUGAAAAACGUAAUGUGUUUUUAAUUUGCGAAAUCUUGUUUGCUCAAAGGGAUUCCCUCAUAGUCAAGUUACCAAUCCCUAGUUUGCCUGUAAAGGAAUUGAAGAAGAAAGUUGUAGCUCGCGAAGUUGGCGAUGGUAUUGUAACAUUACGCAGAGAAGGACGAUUUAAGAUUCAAUUAUUAUCAAGAAAGUCAGCAUCAAAUUUGCCACCACGUGUAAAGGAAGAGGUUGCCACGCAAAAAACUCCACUAAAAUUAUCCCUUAAAGCUAUAGAUUUGACAAACAGUCACGGAAAGAGUAAGACACCUGUUGUGGUUAAAAAAGAGAAAUCAGCGACGAAUUUGCUGCCGCUGUCGCCAUUGUCAUCAUCACUGCUAUUGAAUAACCAUCAGACCCCGCAUCAACAACAACAUCAACAGAAACAACAGAAAAAGCCAAUGGGACCUCUAUUAGUUUCGCGCAAUAUUCAAGAGCCUGGAAUGGUCAAGUUUACUUUACCCAGUGAAAAAUUACGCCAAAUUAAGGCACAUAAUCGAAGAGCUAUAAAUAGUUCGCUUGUGUCGAUUGACGGUACAAGUGUUAAGAUUCGGUUUGCAAAGAGACAUGUGAGUGUACCCAAAGUGCAUCGUUACAUUAAAAUUGAUACAAAACGAAGAAAGAUUGCGACAUCUGUUGUUCCAUUUGACAGCGAUACUGCGACCAGUGCUGAUACCAGUACUGCUACAAGUGCUGCUACCGAUACAUCUAAUGCCUUUGAUAUUGCUAGCCUGGCUAGUAUUACUAAACUUUCUAAUCUGCCUACUGUUACUAAUGUUGCUGAUACUUCGAAUUCGCUGUCUUUGUCUAGAGAAAUUUCAACGACAAAGAGUCGAGAAUCAAGCAGAAGUCAAAGCCCUAUUAAGCUUUACUCUCGUGACCUGAAUCUGCCAUCAAAACAGAUUCCACGUAUAAAAAUGGAAAAGAAGCGAUCAAGUAGCCCUGAAAAGAGGCUGGAUAAUUCGAAGGAAGGAAAAGGAUACACUUCCAGAGCGAUCACGCCUACGACAGACACGCCAAGUAGCACAAGAUCUCUGCCCUCCCCGGCAAAUUCAAGCUCCGAUGGAAACAAAUCGGCUAAGGAGCUCGAAUCGCGCAAGAAUGAUAUACGUCGAAAGAAUGAAAAACUGACAAUGAUGGGUAAUGGCGGUAAAAAGAAUAGGCCAAAAGUUUACAUUCAUUUUGGUGGCGCUAAAAAAUAG
Molecule: messenger RNA, 5043 nt
Organism: Lodderomyces elongisporus
Lineage: Eukaryota; Fungi; Ascomycota; Pichiomycetes; Serinales; Debaryomycetaceae
Gene: TSM1
Product: Tsm1p
Exons: 1
Coding region: 1-5043 (1680 amino acids)
Biological process (GO): transcription initiation at RNA polymerase II promoter
Cellular component (GO): transcription factor TFIID complex
Molecular function (GO): chromatin binding; RNA polymerase II general transcription initiation factor activity; transcription cis-regulatory region binding
Source: RefSeq, a predicted model, not a curated record